Molecule: messenger RNA, 8339 nt
Organism: Xiphophorus hellerii (green swordtail)
Lineage: Eukaryota; Metazoa; Chordata; Actinopteri; Cyprinodontiformes; Poeciliidae
Product: polycystic kidney disease protein 1-like 2
Exons: 44
Coding region: 101-7855 (2584 amino acids)
Biological process (GO): detection of mechanical stimulus
Cellular component (GO): membrane
Molecular function (GO): carbohydrate binding; calcium channel activity; protein binding
Source: RefSeq, a predicted model, not a curated record
GUGAACAAGAAGAGAAAAGUACUGCUGUGAAACCUCUGGAAACUUUAACGAAGAAGCAGGGAGACCAAACUUUUGUAUUUUUAAAGUGAAAAUAGGUCGGAUGUGCUGGGCAGUUCUGCACAUGCUGAUCCUGUUGACACUCUGCUGUCAACUUUCUAUUGAGAAUGAUGUGGGGGUUGCAGCUUCCUGUCCACAGGACCAGAGGACAUUUCAAGGGUCCUGCUUUGAGCUUGUGGGUCAGCAGCUCCCUUUUCACAGAGCUGAAGAUUGGUGUGAGGAGAGGGGAGGACACCUCGCUUACAUCCCAGAUAAAGAAACUCAAAAUUUCUUCGAGAGACACCUAGACUCUCAAAAGGACAUUUGGCUUGGACUGGCACCGUCCGGAAGCCCAAAGCCGCAAUUUUCUGUGAAUGAGGAAGGUCCUCCUCUCUUUUGGUUGGAUGGUUCACCUCUCACCUUCUCAAAGUGGCAGAGCGUCCCACAGCCAGAUGCGGCUUGUGGAUUCAUACUGAGACACUCAGGCUUUCGCUGGAAAGCCACAAAAGACUGCAACAAAAGCAUGCAUUUCAUCUGUCAGUUUGAACCUGGAAGAAGAAUCGCAUGUUUGGGUCACAACACCACUCUGCAGUGCGGGUCUGGUCAAGUGUUAAUCAUAGAGGGGGCUGUCUUCGGUCGCGACAACAUUCAUUACUGUCGACCCAGGUUCUACACACCAACAUUCACACAGGAUAGUUGCAGCCAGGUGGAUGUGGCGGCCUCCAUUAAAGCUCAUUGUGAAGAACAUCAAAUCUGCAGAAUCAGUGAAGUCAUGGGCUCAUUUGAUGACCUUUGCCCAGAGCAGAAGAGCUACCUGACUGUGGACUAUCACUGCAAGGAUGUAAUCACAUUGUCAGUGCCGAACGUGGCUGCUGUUUAUGAUGACAUCACCAUUAAAAUCAAAUGGCAUGUCCAAACAUCAUGGAAAAACUGUAAGUUAGAGACUGGAGAUGGCCACAUUUUUCAUCUGCGUGGUCUAAAUGGGUUGAGGAGCAGUGUUGAACAUAAGUACACCCAUCCUAGUACAUUUGUUGUGGCUCUUGAAUGCACCGACAGUGAAAGAAACAUUACAGCCCAGGAGAUAAUUACCAUCGAAGAGCCUGUUGCACAGAUUGGUGCCAUCAGAUGCUUUGCUGGAAAUGUGUCUUUUUAUGAAAUCGACUGCAAAGCCCUGCAUGGAGGAGCGUUUCACAUUCAAAUACAAGUAAAAGCAGGAACAAAUGUCGCCUACAGAAUACAAAACGAUGACAGACUGCUAGGAGGCUUACAUGUUAUAGGAGGAAAUAUUUCCCACAACGUCACUUUGAGCCCAGAAGCGGUGAAACAGCUCGGGCCUGGCUGUCACAAGCUCACUCUCUAUGCAUCCAACUUGGUGACUUUUCCAGAAGUUUCUUCAGACCUUCAGGUUUGUGUCUUGGAAGAGCUAGCUGGGCUUCGGGCCAGCCUGCUGAAAGAGACAGAUGAUUGUUCUGGCUCUGCUGGCAUUUUUCUUGAAGUUUCACUUGACCGCGGAGAACCAGUCCUGCUGCUGAUUUCACUGACUGGAGAAAAUGGGACGUUUUCUGAAACUAGAGAAAUGAGUACAAGAAGGGACAUUUUUCAGAUCAGUCACCCAAUUCAAGGAUCUGUCCAGGUGAAGAUUAAAGCGUCGAAUGCUUUUUCCUGUCUGGAGGUGGAAGUGCUUGGCUCCUGUGAUGAAAACUCAAUGAUAGAUCUGAGCAUUCCUCAUGACUUGUUGAUCUUUAAGAAGAAAAUGAGGAAAAGGAAUGCACAAGUUGCAGAAAACCCAUUGGAAAUCAUAGCAACUCCUUCGAAUUCAGUGAAUCAGAUAACUGCAACAAUUACACUUUCGUCAAGCGAUUCUAGUUUGGCAAACUCACAGACAACUGUUUCGUGGAAAUGCAGUGAUAACUGUAAAUGUGAACCAGAAUCCAAAGAUUCCAGACAAAUUAUUCCAGGAAAUUGUCUGCCAGAUCCUUUAAACUUUUAUAAAUACACAGUGAAGGUUGAGGUGAAACAUAAUGAUGUGAGAGAGAAAUCCAUUUGCAUCACCCUCAACCCAGCUUUAGACGAAUCGGAUCGAGUGAGCUUCACUUGCAUUGAUAAUUGUAGCCCAGCGUCGCGAUCCAAAGACACAAAAGUUAAAAUGGAGUGCAGUUCUUGUUUAAAUUAUACAUGGUUCAUUGAGGAGACAAACGUCUACCAAAACUGGCCAAAAAAUACAAGGGACUGCUACAAUGAUACAAAUCAAAUUCCUCUUGUUGAAAAAAAGGAAGAUGCAGCAGAAUAUGUCAUUGACAAAAAUUAUAUUAAGAAAGCAUCAAAAAGGCACAAGAAUGUCACUGUUGUGUUCACUUAUUCAGUGGAUAAGGAACUAUUAUACAAAACCUAUAUCAUAUGGGUAGAACCAUCUACAGAUCUUCCUGAUCCAAGUAGUGACCCAGAAACAACAGAUGCUAUGACAACCUGGAGCCCUGCAGCAACACCAACUGCAACACCUUCACCAGUAACUCAUUCAACAGCAACACCUUCACCAGCAACUCAUUCAACAGCAACUCAUUCAGCAGCAACUCAUUCAACAGCAACUCAUUCAGCAGCAACUCAUUCAGGAACAACUCAUUCAGCAGCAACUCAUUCAGCAACAACUCAUUCAGCUGUAACAGCUACCACACCUACCACUACAGUUGCUCUUACUUCUCACAGUGCAUCAACUUCAAGACCAACCACUGAGGUUUCUAAAAGCCUCUCAUGCGCUAUAUCACCAUCAACUGGAACUAUACUUGAUCCUUACAGCAUAACGUGCACUAGUGCCCAGCUUUGUUUAAAUUGUCAGUACUGUUUUAAGACAGAGGAAAAGUAUCUGUUGUGCAGUAAAAACGGAGAAGUCAGGAUUCUGUACCUUCCUGUCGGAGAUAGCAGCGCUGAGAACAAACUCCUCAUAACAGCGACUGCAAAGAACAGAAGCUAUGAAGUUAGCACCACUUUAACCACACAGGUUUUGGAUGCUACAACAAACUCGAGCUCAGUGGACGGUCUGAACUCAGCGGUACUGAAUGCUGUGGAUAAGCUGGAAAGUGAAGGUUUACUAUCAGCUGCUUCUAUUGGAGAACUUUUUAACUUGGUGGCUGAAAAACUAAACAGCAAAACUGACAAAUCAGAAAAAGAAAAUCGACAAAAGCUCAGACAGAAGAUGUUGGACUUGAUGAUUGGCAUAGUGAACAAAUCUCCAACACAAACUCCAGAAGAAACUCAGGUGGUAGCCAGAGGACUUACUUCUCUCAUUCAGAAAGACGAUGAACUCAGCUUGUCUGCACAGAUUGAUGCAGCCACAUUGUUUGCCAACCUCAGCUUAUCUGUCCUGGAUAUGAAUGUGAGCACAGCUGAAGACAAAGAAAAUGUUAUCAUCGCUACAAGCAUCAUUGUGGAAGGAGUGGGCGUGAUUUUGGAGUAUUCUUCCAACAAAAACAUCUCUGAUGCUCUGCUUGCUGCUCUGAGGAUCAUACAGAGCACUUUGUUGAAAACAAUGACGGUUAAUGAAGGUCCAAUUAUAAUACAAAAACCUCAUAUCAGUUUGCUCGUCAAUCGAGUAAAACAUGAGAGUUUACACAAAGGGUCCAUCAGUGCUAAUUUAAGUUCUCAGCCCACAUUUUCGCUGCCACAACUCCCAUCUGACAUGUUUCCAUCAGAUGAACCAGUGGAUGUCCGGAUGCUGAGUUUAGAUAAAAAUCCCUUUUCUUGGAAUGAGAAAGGAAACAUUAGUGGACUGAUGGGUGGUCUGUCCCUCACAAAACAAGAUGGAUCCGGUAUCCCUGUGGAGAACUUAAGUGAAGAUAUUGAGAUUCUGUUGCCAAGACCCGCUGGAGAACAAGUGAACACCUCAGUUUUGGAUCUUGGGAACUACAGCACAACAGCCAUAGAUGUUCCCUCAGCCGACUCCACUCUGCUUUUAAAGAUGGUGCCUUCUGUGGAUCCUUUACCCUUCAAACUGUUCCUUGGUUACAUGAAUUAUCCUACUGACACAAAUUAUGUAGCGAUGACAGAGAUGCCUCUUCCGGGAACUACACAAGAAGAAAGAUACACAUGGCUUCUUAAUCCCACAAAUUUAAAGGGAAAUACUGGAUUGCAUUAUCUUGUGGUGAGGCCUAUUGUUGGUCCAGGUGUGAAAUCUAUCAAUGCCACAUUAUCUAUCACCCCCAUUACAUCCUCAUGCAAAUUUUGGAAUGAGACUCUAUUGGACUGGAAGGAUUCUGGAUGCAAAGUUGGUGUUAAGACCACACAUUUAGUCACCCAGUGCUUGUGCAACCACCUCACAUUUUUUGGCAGCUCUUUCUUUGUAACUCCAAAUCUUGUCGACCCUUCACGCACUGCUGAGCUUUUUGCGACCUUUGCUGAGAACCCUGUGGUUGUGUGCUUUGUUGGGGCUCUUUUUGUGACCUACCUCCUCGUGGUUGUGUGGGCACGAAGGAAAGACAUCAAAGACACAGUCAAGGUGAAGGGGACAAUGCUGGAGGACAACGACCCCAUGGAUAAUUACCGCUAUCUGUUGUGUGUUUGCACUGGACAUCGCAUAGGAGCCUCCACUUCCUCUCAGGUUGUAGUCACUCUUCUGGGUGCAGACGGAAACAGUAAGCCUCAUCACCUGACUGAUCCAAAGAAACCCGUGUUUGAGCGUGGAGCUGUGGAUUUGUUCCUGCUGACUACACCGUCCUCUUUGGGAGAGCUGCAGGGCAUCAGACUGUGGCACGACAAUUCUGGAAACCAUCCAGCUUGGUUUGUGGGCAACGUCCUUGUGCAGGAUUUACAGACAGAGCAGAAAUGGUAUAUUUUAUGCAACUGCUGGCUUGCAAUAGACAUGGGUGAUUGCUGCCUCGAUAAACUCUUUCCUGUUUCGACAGAGAUGGAUCUGAAGAAAUUCAGUAAUUUGUUCUUCAUGAAGACAGCAAAGGAUUUCAGUGACGGACACCUUUGGUUCUCUGUGAUCAGUCGACCACCGAGUAGCAACUUUACUUGUGUGCAGAGGGUGUCCUGCUGUUUCUCCCUGCUACUCUGCACCAUGCUGACCAGCAUCAUGUUUUAUGGGAUCCCAACAGACCCCUCCGAUCAGGUCAUGGAUUUGGGUCACUUUGAGUUCACCUGGCAGCAGUUCAUGGUUGGGGUUCAGAGUUCCCUCAUCAUGUUUCCAAUAAAUAUCCUCAUAGUCAGCGUCUUCAGAAACACUCGCCCUCGGGAGUCGUCUUGUUGUCAAAGAAAAACAAAGAAAGCAAGUCGCCGCCAGCAAAAACGCAGCGUACAGACAACUUCUCUGAAACCGGGAACUACCACCAGCAGCACAGGGAGCUGCACUUUAGACACCAUCAUAAAAGAUAUUGCAAGAAUUCUUCAGUCCCUGUCUGAGACAUCCAAAUGCAACAUUCCAUCCAUCAAGACUGAGUUUGGUUCUGGGAAAGAAACUGACAUUAAUGCUGUCCUCGCCGAAGUGGAAAAAUUUCUAAAACAGAAUACCAAAAGCAGCAAUGACACCCAGACGAAAACACAGUGUCAACUAUCAGCCGAGGGGAUUGAGAAGAAGAGCAACAAAACCCAGCAUCUGUACAGACAAAUGUGUAACCUUGAAAAGAAGCUGAGCCUGAUGGACACCUCCAGCUUCCCCAGCCCUCACAGCUUUGAUAAGGCCCUAAAGCAGGUCCAGGGGAUGAAGAGCUACCUUGAAGAUCAGCUCUUCACCUCCAGCCAUUUGGACCUAGAUGAGCCUAAACAUGAGAAGUUUGUUCCUGAGCAUGACACUUCAAAUGAUGAUGGUGUUCUGAAAAAGAAGCCACAGCGUCGGGGCUUUCUACCCUGGUGGUUCAUCUUUGUCGGCUGGUUGCUGGUGAUUGGAACCAGUUUUGUUUCUGGAUUUUUCACAAUGCUUUAUGGACUGAAAUUUGGGAAAGAGCGCUCCAUCAGCUGGUUGGUAUCCAUGAUCGUCUCCUUCUUUCAGAGUCUUCUCUUUAUUCAGCCACUGAAGGUGAUAUGUCUUGCAGUUUUUUUUGCACUGGUAAUAAAGCGAGUAGAUGAAGAAGAUUUUCAAAAUGUGGUGUUUGAAAGAAGUGGAAGAAAGUCUGGUGAUCAAAAUGAUAAACAAACAAGCCAUUGGGAUUAUCGUCUUUAUGAGCCACCUCCUCCUGCAGACAUCGAGAGAAUGAAAAGGAACAAGAUUAUGGAACAGAAGGCCUUUGCUUUGCUCAGUGAGAUUUUGAUUUACAUGGGGUUCAUAUGGAUGUUACUGCUGGUGGCCUACGGCCAGAGAGAUCCCAAUGCUUUUUUGUUGAAACAGCACAUUAGAAAUAGCUUCGCUAACAGUGUCCCAGACAGCAUGACUCUUCAGGAUGUUUUUACCUGGGCUAACACCACUCUACUGCAAAACCUUUUUGGAGAAUAUCCAGGAUUUAUCACAGAUGGAAACUCCAAGCUGGUGGGGAAUGCUCGUGUUCGCCAAUUAAGAGUUCAGCAGAACUCGUGUCAGAUUGCAAGUUUCAUGCUUGGAUUAGUGCCAGACUGUCAUGCACUCUAUUCAUGGGAGAUAGAAGACACGGGUUCCUAUGAAACUGGCUGGAAUCACUCUGUCAAGAAUAAUUUUUCGAAAAGUGCCUCCUCUCCAUGGAAGUACCAGACUGAAGCUGAGCUCAGAAGUCUGCCAGUGUGGGGACAACUGGUGCUCUACAGAGGAGGAGGAUUUGUAGCUGAGCUCGGACCAGAUAUUCAAAAUGCCAGCAGCACACUUGAGUACCUUUUCCAUAAUAAAUGGCUUGAUAAGUACACGAGGGCAGUCUUUGUCGAGUUCACGGUUUACAAUGCAAAUGUGAACCUCUUCUGUAUCGUCACGCUCUUGAUGGAGACCUUAGCCGUAGGAGCAUUUCAGUUCUACAGUGAUCUGCAGGCUAUUCGUCUUUACACAUCAACAGGGGGGCUUUACUUCUUUGUUAUGGCUUCUGAGAUCAUUUAUUUGCUUUUCAUUCUCUACUACAUGUUCAAGCAGGUCAAAUUAUUGAAGCAGCAUCGCUGGCUUUAUUUCAAGAGCAAGUGGAACCUUCUGGAGCUGAGCAUCAUCCUGCUGAGCUGGAGUGCCACUGCAGUUUUUAUCCAAAGGACUCUGCUUGGAAACCGUGAUAUGAAAUUCUACCAAAACCACAAAGACCAAUUUGCCAGUUUUCAAGAAACUGCUGCAGCUGAUUCAGUUCUUCAGUAUUUGGUUGCUUUCUUGGUUCUUCUGUCCACUGUCAAACUGUGGCACCUUCUCAGACUGAACCCCAAGAUGAACCUGGUCACUGCUGCACUGAAUCGAGCCUGGAAUGACAUCUCCAGUUUUCUGCUCAUCAUCGUGAUCACGCUAGUGGCGUACUCAGUUGCAAGCAACGUGAUUUAUGGCUGGAACAUUUCAUCUUACAAAACUUUUUUAGCUUCUCUUCUGACCAUCAUCAGUCUGCAAAUAGGCAUCUUUAACUAUGACGAGGUUUUGGACAGUCACCCAGCACUUGGCGGAUUGCUGUUUGGUUCCUGUAUUGUCUUCAUGACGUUUGUCACUCUAAAUCUCUUCAUUUCAGUGAUUCUUGUAUCACUAAACUUGGAGCAAAUGUAUCACAAGCCCUCUGAAGAAGAAGAGAUUGUUGACCUCCUGCUGAGCAAACUCUGCAACUUGUUUGGUUUCAGAUAUAAAAGUGAAAAAGACCCCAUGGAGCCUGACGGAGAGGGCAGCAGCAACUUGACCCUUAAUAAGAACAGGAAUAUUCUUACUAAUGCCUCAGUUGAAGACAACAUUUACCAAAAGUCUGACAACUAAAUGAACAGGAGAUGUAUGUCAAGAUUUUAUGCAGUAAUUUCCUCUUUCGUUUUUACUUGUUACAUUGAAGAAUGAUUUGAAACUUUACUCUGUAGAUUAGAUAUACAGUACAUUUCUCCUUACUCUGCUGCUUGUUCUGCUUCCUUUGCAGUUGUGCGUAGUUUAAUAUGAUCCUAUGGGCUUAUAGUAUGAAGCAGGAAAAACUGAAUAUCCUGAGAUAAAAGUUGUUCAAUAAAGCUUGAAUAAGUUAUUCAGAAUACUACUAGCACUGAAGUCUGAAUGAAUUUUUAAAAGCAUCUCACUCCUUUCUUUCACGUUCUUUGAUGAUCAGUAUAGCAGCUGCUUUUUGUAGGGUCUGAAUGACCUUUCUUUGUUAGUUUUUCAUCUACUUCAGAAUAUUUCCCAACAGAUUUAUUUGCUAGGUUCUUUAUUUUCAUAGCAAUGAUGAUACUUGCUGACUUUAAUAAAAAUGCAGGAGGUCAUA